AUGUCGUCGUACGAUAACGUGGCGAUGAUGAGCGACGGAUUCGAGCAGCACUGGAGCGUGAACGACACCGAGGCGACGAUUCGCAUUGCCGCGAAGGCUCAGACUGCCGGAUGGCUCGCUAUAGGCCUCUCCGAAGUUGGCACGAUGGUGGGAUGCGAUGCCCUCGUCGCAUGGUUCGCUGAAGGGCGCGUGUAUGCAACGGAUCGGUUUAUCUUCAACAAGACAGUGGAAGGAGUCGCAUUGGAUGACCAGCAAGACUGGCGCGUGCUGGGCGGAAUCAAAACCACCGAGCAAUCCACAGGAGACACGUGGACCACCAUGCAUGUAUGGCGCCAGCUGGACACCGGCGACUGCAACGACCGCCCCAUCGUCGCCGGGCGACAGCACAACCUCAUCUGGGCGAUGGGCGAAACCAACGAUUUUGUUUACUACGGGACGUCAUCUCGUGGCUCACUGUCACUUGUGCUGGUCCCCGCGCCCGCCCCCUCCAUCCUUGCGCCCCCGUCCCCCCCUUCCGUGUCCUCCGCGUCCGCUGAAGCAAGCAGCCAGUACGCCGCGGAUCUUGGGCAGGCCAACGGGCAGUUGAAGGUGCAGCAGCUGAACUGGACUCUGAGCAACUUCGCGGUGCCUGCUAGUAACGCCACGACUUACGUGUGCAAGGUGUUUGACGUGCCAGCCACCAGCAAGGUACACAUAGUGGAGUUUGGAGCUCUCCUCAACUCCACCUAUACGCCCUCCGUGCAUCACGGAGUCAUCUAUGGCUGCUCCCAGGCGGAAUAUCCCAAUGUUGCCAACGCUACCGGCACCUUUGACUGUAUCAGCGGCCUCCCCUGUCACACAACUGUUGCCAUGUGGGCCAUGGGCGGGCGCCCCUUUGUCGACCCCGAUGGGGUUGGCUACCCUGUGGGUCGCGGUUACUUCACCAAAUUCGUGCUGCAGCUUCCACUCGCUAGAUGCAUUUCAACAACCCUGAUCUCCGCUCCAACAUCGUCGACAGCUCCGGCUUCUACUUCAAAAUCGCCAACCCUCCUCGCGCCACCGACGCAGGCAUCAUGCUCAUCCGCAUUCCCCCCAGAAUGCCCUCCUGGACUCAAACCAGCACGUGCCCCAGCGCGUGCACGGCUGCUCAAUACCAACUGGCAGCAGGUGCAGCCCAUCUACCCGCAAUUCCAGCUGCUACCAGGGGACGAGCUCAAGACCACGUGCGUGUGGGACUCCUCCUCCCGCUCCCAGGUGACACCUGGCGGCCCAGCAACCAGUGAUGAGAUGUGUGUGGGUUACCUCAUUUACUAUCCAGCCAGGCCGGCUCAAGUGCUUGGUUCGUGCUCUGACUUCUGUGCGGCGUGGGACAGCGUCAACAACACGUUUGAUAUGAACCCCAAGAGCCCCAACCUCACCACAUUCUACCUGUGUGGUGGCCUCAACAACCCCUACAUUCCCACCUCAAAGAAAUGCAGCAUGAGGCACGGUGCCAACGUGCCUUUUAAAGUGCUUACUGGCUGCCCUGCUAAGACUGCAGGCUCUUUGGCUGUGCUCUCAAGCAGCAACAUUUCAGUCGCAAUGUCCUCACCCACUAACACCACUGCACCACCACCUCCAACCAGCCCUUCCAAAAACUCAACGUGA
This is a messenger RNA of Closterium sp. Naga37s-1, 1626 nucleotides long. The record is from the annotation of a GenBank genome assembly. NCBI's taxonomy places the organism in Eukaryota, Viridiplantae, Streptophyta, Zygnematophyceae, Desmidiales, Closteriaceae.